Hypomesus transpacificus is the source of this 2841-nucleotide messenger RNA. It is a transcript of the gene sox11a, whose product is annotated as SRY-box transcription factor 11a. Gene Ontology annotation, biological process: anatomical structure morphogenesis; positive regulation of transcription by RNA polymerase II; neuron differentiation. Gene Ontology annotation, molecular function: RNA polymerase II cis-regulatory region sequence-specific DNA binding; DNA-binding transcription activator activity, RNA polymerase II-specific. NCBI's taxonomy places the organism in Eukaryota, Metazoa, Chordata, Actinopteri, Osmeriformes, Osmeridae. The record is from RefSeq and is a predicted model, not a curated record.
AAUCGACAUGAAAAAGCUAAUAACUAGUUAAGAAGGCAGUUUGUAACUCUGGAAAAGAGUGCAGAGCUUGGAGACAUAAGAGAACGAGGACACACUGGUGAACAGAAAAGAGUGAUUUGGCAGUGGAGCUGUGAGAAACACUGCAGCGUCCGGGGGAAGAUAACUUUGUAACGGGACCAUGGUGCAGCACACAGACAACAGCGAGACGGAGGGUAGCAUGUCCAGGGAUGCUACCGACUCGGAGGAGAGUGAAUUUAUGGCGUGCAGCCCGGUACCGAUCAACCCCGACUGGUGCAAGACAGCAACUGGUCAUAUCAAAAGACCAAUGAACGCUUUUAUGGUUUGGUCGAAAAUUGAGAGGAGAAAGAUCAUGGAGCAGUCUCCGGACAUGCAUAACGCAGAAAUUUCCAAACGGCUGGGAAAGCGGUGGAAGAUGCUGAAGGACAGUGAAAAGAUUCCCUUCAUCAGAGAAGCCGAAAGGCUCCGGCUAAAACACAUGGCUGACUACCCCGAUUAUAAGUACAGACCCAAGAAAAAACCAAAGCUUGACGGUUCAAAAUCAUCAGCACCAUCUCCGGAGAAAUGCGGAAAAAUGGCGAAAACUCCUGGCAAGAAAUGCGCGAAAAUAAAGACUAAGACCGGUUCUAAAUCAUCCCAUGGUUAUGGAGAUGACUGUGUAUUCCCAAACUUAAAAGUUACAAAGACUGUCAAAAGUGAACCAAGUGAUGAUGAGGACGAUGAUGACUACGAGGAGGACUUUCGUAUGCGGAUUAAACGAGAGGACGAGGAGCAGAUGAGGCCAUAUAAUGUAGCAAAAGUUCCCGCGAGCCCAACUUUGAGCUCCUCUGCUGAGUCCGAGGGGACGAGCAUGUAUGAAGAGGUACGGAAUGCGGCACCGAACAGACUGUUUUACAAUUUCAAGAACAUUACAAAGCAGAGCACAAUGUACCCUGCUUCAGUUUCACCAGCAUCAUCGCGGUCUGUUUCCACAUCUUCCAGUUCCAGCGAGGACGCGGAUGACUUGCUUUUUGACUUCAGUUUAAAUUUCGCCCCUAACUCUCAAGGCUCAGAGCUGGGCAACCCGAAUUCAGGAAAUCUCUCCCUCUCUCUUGUGGAUAAGGACUUGGACUCUUUUAGCGAGGGCAGUCUGGCUCUCACUUCGAAUUUCCAGACUAUUGCACACCAGAGCUCAGUGAAAUGAUAGCAGGGGACUGGUUGGAGGCAAACUUUUCUGACUUGGUGUUCACUUACUAAAUUGAAAAGAUCCGAGUAAUAACAGAGAAGAAGAAAUUAAAUUAUACGUCCCGUUCAAGUUGUUCCUAGCCCUGCCUCCUCUGUGGUUUGUUGGGGUCUGGGGGAGGAGGCGAGGUGAGGUUUGAGGAAUUAGAUGCUUAUGAAGCUGGUACUGUAGCAAAAAAGUCUGCAGACGUUUUUCUGGCAGCAUGACAGGGUUUUAUGGAUUUUUCUGUAGGUCUACAAUUACUGUUCAGCUAAAACGGACCACAAAGGGAAAAAUCUGUGAACUUCUAUGCAUCUUAUCCUCUUAAAACUGCAGGGAAGUGAAAACGUAGGACUGUGGACUGACUCAAAGCAAAUCUGUGAACUGACAAUGUUCAGGAUGUUACUUUACAACGGUUUAUGUAAUUUCUAUAUGCCGCAGACGUUUGUUUUUUGUAACUGAUUCCGUUUACCUCCUGAUUUAAAAAUUAAGCAGCCUAAACCUCUUCAGAAUACAGUUGUGGGGGAAACAUUUUGAUACAUAACAGACCUCAUCUUUUUAAAAGAAAGUAAGAUAUUUUCAGGCAUAUUUUUGUACAGUAAAAAGGGAAUGUUCUUACUGUGCUUUCAGUGAGUUUCAGGCACUUCUUCCCUUUAUCAUUUGUUUUAGCAUGCAAGGGAGUCCUGGUUUUAAGGAUUAAGUUAAAUUAAAACUUGCAUCAAAAUGCCUUGUGAUUUUAAGCUAGGUUUUUGUACAGUUGUAGAGCAGAUUUGUUGAGUAUUUGUAGACGAUACAAUGGCAUCAUGGGGAACACAUACCUCAGUGCUGAAACUAGUUUCAAGAUUGUAUAUGUACUGUAAUAUAGUAAAGCUAGGAGUUUAUGUAUAUCAUACUCGUGAUAUGUGGAUGGGUCCCAAAUCGCAGGUGUGAAACUGGAUUUUGGUAUUUUUUAUGGCACAUACUGUUUUUCCCCCCCUCAUUUUUUGUGCAAUAUACUCUUAAAUACAGACCAUCUGCAUUUUUGUAGCAAGUGAUGGAAAAACAGACAUGUGCACUGUCAACAUGCUUACCUGUCAUAAUGCUGAAACCUGCCCUGACAGGGAAAAACCCAAUCAGCUGGAACUGAUACAAAAUGACAAAAUACGGCCGUGUGGUGUGAUGCAUAGGUAAAAAACAAACAAAAUGUCCCGAUUUGAAUGUUAUUAGACUCACCUGAUUGGAUAUUAGGCAUGUAACCAAAACAAAGUGAAUCUGACCCAAAAUGUAAAGAGAAAGAAGUGCUGAAAUAGGUAUGUUACUAUGUGGGUGGUCUGGCAUAGGUCAAACAAGCAAAAAACAUUCCAUAGUCCUGUUUCAUGAAAUGAAACUUAUUUUCAACUGAAGACUGCCUUCUUUUCUUAAGACAUUUACCACAAACCUGUAUUUUUAUUUCUUGCACUUAAAACAGAUAUUGUUUAUUUUUAUGUGGGUCUUACAUAUGAAGUCUGUUUGGUUACAAGGUUUGGAAUAUGACCUAAUUAUAUGCCAAGACAUAUUGUUGGAGUUCUAGGCAGUAGUUACUUCACAUUCCAAGUGUGAAUCUCUCUUUGACUCAUCUUUUAAUAAACAAGUACAUACCACCA